AUGGACAUUCCCGCACACAUACUGGACGCGGUUCAAACGUCGGACGCAGCUUCCUCACGUUCCUUUGCUCGCGCUAGCAACACUUCGCCUCACCCGUCUCCCAGCACCUCGCGCUUUCCUGGACCAUACUGCGAUGCACAUUCCUCCGCAGAGGACGUAUCAACCACCAGUGAUUCCGACCACCACGAUCCCUAUCAAACAGACCUCACCACUCCAGCUUCCAGCGACAUCAACUCAGCACUCGACGACAUGCAGCCAGACGACGUGGAGGACUUCAGAGACCGCGAGUAUCCCCAGUUGAAGGGCAAGGUGUAUCUCGAUCACGGAGGAACUACGGUAUGCUCAUGUUGGGACCUCCAUCACCGCGCUGCGAGCUGCUAACUCGAACUCUGCUCCCAGCUAUACGCAAAGUCUCUCGUGGAGGAGUUCUCUGCAGAUCUCAUCCACAACCUCUAUGGAAACCCUCACUCUGCUUCAACUCCCUCUGCUCUGGCCGGCCAUCGCGUGGACGAGAUCCGAGAGAGGGCAUUGCGCUUCUUCAACGCCGAUCCUGCAGAAUUCGACCUCAUCUUUGUAGCCAACGCCACGGCUGCUAUCAAGCUGGUCAUUGAUUGCUUCAAGGACCACGCCGCCGCGAGUAACACUCCAGUGUGGUACGGGUAUCACCGCGAUGCGCACACGUCGCUCGUAGGCGUACGCGAGCUAACAAAGAUGCAUCGAUGUUUCACGAGCGACGAAGAAGUGGAUCUUUGGAUAAACAGUGGCGGGCUGGGAGGUCCUCGAGCGAGACAACUGGGUCUUUUUGCCUAUCCAGGCCAGUCGAAUAUGACCGGUCGUCGACUCCCUCUGUCUUGGUUCGUAGGACAUUUUCGGUGCUGUGGGGGUAGUGCUAAUGUAUCACAGGUCUGGACGCAUCCGCAAAUCGUUUCACAAAGCCGCAACCUACACUCUGCUCGAUGCAGCGGCGCUCGCGAGCACCGCGCCUCUGGACUUGUCUGACCCGGCCACCGCACCUGACUUUGUCGCACUUUCCUUUUACAAGAUUUUUGGGUUCCCCAACAUCGGCGCCUUGAUUGUGCGGAAGGAUUCUGCCCACACUCUCGAAGACCGCAGAUUCUUCGGUGGCGGUACUGUCGAGAUGAUCAUUUCUAUCCACGACACUUGGCAUGCCAAGAAGGAUUCGACGCUUCACGACCGGCUGGAGGACGGGACGUUGCCGUUCCAUUCGAUCUUCGCCCUUGAUCACGCCAUGAAUGUGCACGAGAGGCUCUACGGACCCAACCCGAUGAAGUUCAUUUCGCAUCAUACGGCGCAGUUGGCCAAGCAGCUCUACGAAGGCCUUUCCGGUAUGAAGCACGGAAACGGCACGCCUGUCUGCCGCAUCUACAAGGACGAGUCCGCCGUGUAUGGCGAUCCAACCAUGCAAGGCUCCACAAUCGCCUUCAACGUGCAACACGCGGAUGGAACCCUGGUGGGAUUCGGAGACGUAGAGGAAGCCGCAGACAGUCGUGAUAUCUAUGUCCGUAGCGGCUCCUUGUGCAAUCCGGGAGGCAUGGCAACCUAUCUCAACUGGUCACCGGCAGAAAUGAAGGCAGCUUACGCCGCAGGACAUCGUUGUACUAAUCCAACGCAAGUGAUGCUGGGGAAGCCAACAGGUGUUGUUCGUGUCAGUCUAGGCGCGAUGAGCACAGCUUCUGACGUCACCGCAUUCACUCGUUUCCUCGAAGAGGUUUACCAGUCAAAGACAGCGGGAGUCGCCGGUCUUGGACAGCAGGACAUCAUCUGCAACAGCUCACCUCCGCACCUUGCCAUUCCCAACAACGCACCUGCACAUCAAUCUAUCGGGACACCGAGCUCGUCAACCAGCACAAACAUUGGAGACCUGAAGUCGUGGGAGGCCGGAACGACAAAACUUCCGCCGACACAUGAGAUUGACAUACCAAAAGUACCACCCUUCGCCCCUGCGGAUUACGUCAAACUACGAAAGCCAUGGGAGGAGGAGAUGCGGAAGAACACUGCGAGCUACGCCAUGGAGAUCAAGCUUCGCGAAGCUGAAGACGGCAAUCUAUCCCCCAGGAAUCCGACUCCCAGCGUCAAAGCACGCAAGUUCGGUCGAAGCGUGGUGAAUCUUCUACGGACAAAGAGCCACGUUAGUGGUGACUCGAGGUACGCCGAAAAAUGA
Molecule: messenger RNA, 2182 nt
Organism: Lecanosticta acicola
Lineage: Eukaryota; Fungi; Ascomycota; Dothideomycetes; Mycosphaerellales; Mycosphaerellaceae
Source: the annotation of a GenBank genome assembly